UGCAAAAACCAACAUCUUAUGGAUUAGCAGUGGAAGGUAAUGCUGAAUCAUCCGGUUCUCCGGUUGUCCUGAAACACACACGUGAAAAAUCACUUGAUCGAUCAUCUAUUCCAGAACAUUCUAAAUCACCGGAUUUAUUACGAAAAGCUGAACUAUCUAAAGGUGCUACUCCUAUAGCUGAAAGUCGGCAGAGGUCACGAAAAAUUGAUGAUUACGAUCCAAUAGCACGAGAAAAAGAACGAGAAACUGAUCAGACAGCAACAAAUUUAACUGAGAAAGAAGAUGGUCGAUUAGGUUAUAUGAUAGCGCAAUAUGGUAAUGGUACAAUUGGUACCGCUAAUGUCACACCGGGCCAAACAAUCAGUAGUCGAACUUUUACAGAUGAUGGACGAGGUAUCGUGACGUCCACUUAUACUGCUGAAACACGUUAUAGCAAUGUAUCACCAGCUAGAACGUAUGAGUAUGCAAAAGGGACAAUGACCAAUUUACCACAUGAUGAACGAAUUGCUACACCAACAAUGUAUAAGGAAAUCAGAGCUUUUGAAAUACCAAAAACCAAAGAGCUGGUAGCUAAAUCGAUAUCAUCUGAUUCUUCACAUAAUUAUUCAUUAUUUCUCGAUCCAUCACGAUCAUCUCCAUCUGGAAUUAUUGGUUAUGAUACGAAAGCUAAGGUUAAAUCAUUGGAUCAAUUGGAAAGUGGUAGUAGUUUUAUAACAGAUAGUCGACGUUAUGAUAGUAAAUCAUUAUCAAGUGAAUAUCGUGAUUUGGAUUCAAGUAGCUAUAGUAUCCGACAAUAUGGUACAGGAAAUACAGGAAUGACAGAUCAAAAGCAAACGCAAUUGAAAUAUUUUGGUGAAGAAUCGAUAAAAUCAGAUGGAAGUAAAACAUCAAGAAAUGAUAUUGAUAUAUUAAAAACAACUUAUGAGCCAUAUCGUUCAUCAGUGAAUGAUCUCAUACAAUCUGGUGGAUAUGUUAGAAAUAAGCUUGAUUCGGAUAAACUUUAUUCAAAUGGAUAUUUGAAGCAUGACGAUGAAUCAUCAUCGUUAGCUACUAAAGGGCCAAGUUUUGAAGCACCAAUAAUAGCAUCUUAUGGUCGUGCCAGAUCAGAUAUUUCAAUUGAUAGACAACAAAAAGCUUCACAAAAACCUAUCAUCCCAUCGAUGACAAUUUUGGAACGAACCGAGGAAAUGGAACGAUUACCGCGAAAUUGGAAAUCAAUUGAGCAAAUGAAUACAGGUACUGGAUGCUAUCGAAAAAAAUUAUCAGCUAAGGAUGAAAAAGUGGAAAUAGGAGAGAGUCAUCAAUAUUCAGGUAUUGAUGAACAAAAUUAUCGUAACAUGAAUGCAAGAUUGGAUGAUGGACGACGAUGUUACGAUUCAUUACAAUUCACUGAAGAAUCAUUUCAAACUUUGAGCAGAGAUCGUGACAUGGAACCAACGUUUCUACCAACGGCACCACAACGGACAGCCGAUUAUAUGCGAACAAGAGAAGAGGAGAAAUUUGGUACAUUCCGAGAGAUGGAUUCAAUCCUUUCUUCACAACGAUUCUCAAAGAUUGAAUAUGGCGAACGAGAGGGUCAUAUAUCAGAGAUAGUGGAGGAAGCAGUAUUGACACCACGAACACGACGAAAACUUCAGGAACAAAAAAUCCGACACGAGGAAGAACUCGACGAAAAACGAGAAGAAGCACGUAAAGCGAUAAAAGACGACUUGCAUUCAAUGCAAGCAUUGGAUCGUGACGAAUUUGAGUUAUCUCAAUCGAAACCCUCAACUCCUUCACCGAUAUCCACACCUCGAGCAACUCCCAGGCUUAGUUUGAAAUUCGGAAAAGAAAAAGAAAAAAAAGGAAUAGAAGAAGGUGGUUUCAAUUUUGGUAAAUCGAAAAUAACAUCCAAGCAUGAAAUAGUACGACGUGGAAAAGAUGUUGACGUGAAAGUUGAUUCAUUAAAACUUGGCAAAGAUGAUCAGCUAAAAGUUGUUGUAGUAUUAGCAGCGAAAGGAGCAGUGGAGCGUGAAGAAAUUGAACCAAAGGUGAAGAAAUCUCGUCAUUCCUAUGAGAUAUCAUUUCGGCCAUCAGAAGUUGGAACACACAAAGUAAUGGUUUAUGUAAAUGAUACGUUGCAUCCAAUGUGUCCAUUUCCGAUUCGUGUUUAUGAUGCAUCAGAAAUUAUUGUUGGUGAAAUUGCAUCACAAAGUACUAUCAAUGAUACCGUUGAAUUUACUGUUGAUGCUGGCCGAGCAGGUUUUGGAAAUCUUGAAAUGGCAAUUAAGGAUAGUGAUGGUAUUAUUAUACCAUCUCAUGUGGCACAGUUAGAAACGGGAACUGCUAAAUUUUUGGUGACAUUUAAUCCAACUACCAUUGGAAUGCAUACCGUUAAUAUUACAUUCAAUAAAGAAGUCCUCAAAAAUAGUCCAUUCGAAGUGAAUAUUGUCGAUGAAAAGUCAGGCGAAAAUAUGGAAAAUGUUUUAAUGGAUGGAAAGAAAAAAAAUACACGCAAAGAAAAAGAGGAGAAAAAACGUGAAGAAAAAGAACGUGUGAAAAAAGAGAAAGAGGAAAAGUUAAUGGCUGAAACAUUAAAGAAGAAUAAGGGAAAAGAAACGAAGAAAAAGAAGCAUCAAAUGGAGAAGAGAACAAGCGUUUCCAAAAUUCCAUCAUUAAGCCGAGUUGGACGACCGGCGCAAAUUCUUAUUACGCUGGCUGGCGAUGAGCAGCUUGACAUUACAGUGAUAGAUCCAGAAAGAAGAAAAAUUGAAAGUUCAAUGUCCGAUCAUGAACCUGGUGUUAAAAAAAUUGAAUUUAUACCUGUGCAAGUGGGUGAUCACGAAAUUGAAGUUAAAUAUGCAGGUGCGGAUGUUCAAGGCAGUCCAUUUACUUGUCGAGCAUAUGAUCCAGCAAAAAUUAGCGUCGGUGAUAUUCCUAAUAGUGUGGUCGAUAGGCCGGUCCAUUUCAUUGUAGAUGCAAGUCAAGCAGGUGUUGGUAACUUAGAAGUAGCAGUAAACGAAGGGCGCAUACCAUCGAUGGCACAAUCACUUGGACAACAUCGUUAUGAUAUAUCCUUUGUACCGAGAGAACUUGCUGAUCAUACCAUAUCUGUUCGUUUCAACAAUGAACCUGUACCAGGAAGUCCAUUCAUUUGUCGUCUGGUAAUGGCACAAUCAAUAACAGUUUCGGGUCCCGGCUUGGAACGAAUACCGGUUGGACAAAUAGCACAAAUUUAUGUAGCUAUUGAAGGUAUGAAAGAUAUGUUACCUCAGACACAUAUUACUGAUUCACAGGGUAACAACAUUCCGGUGAGCAUAUCAAAAAGUGAUACCGAUGAUAAGAAGUAUAUCAUCUCAUAUACACCAAAGAAUGUUGGAAAUCAUCAAAUUGAUAUAAGCUGUGAUGGUAAACCAGUUACUGGAUCUCCGUUUACUUCUAAAGCAUUUGAUGCAAAAUGUGCUAAAUUGUCAUGUAUAGAAGAAGCAAUUGUUGGCCGCCCUUGUACAUUCAUGAUUGAUGCUGCUCGAGCUGGAGCUGGUAAUAUGGAAAUUAUUGUUAGUGUUGAGAAUCGAAAUGUGCCAAAUUUCGUACAGGCAGAAGGACAAGCAAAAUUUAAAGUUUCGUUUACACCACAGGAAGCUAAAGAUCAUCUUAUAAGUGUUCGAUUCAAUGGUGAUCCAAUUCCAGGUUCACCAAUGGUUUGUCCAGUGCGGGGAAGAUCAUCACAGUCGAUUGCGGGUAUGUCAGGAUCGAUGAAUACCGGAGGAAUGGAGCAAGAGAUUCGUUUAGUUGGUGAUUUAACUGUAGGACAGGUUGGACAAACAAAAGGCUUCAGCAUUGAUACAGGCGGACGUGAAACUGAUUGCAAUGUUGCCGUUAUUGAUUCGCAUGGUCAUGAAUUGGAUGUUGAAGUGGAAAAAGUAUGCAAUGGAUAUCAUGUACAAUUUCGACCUCUCAUAUCGGGUGAACAUAAAAUUGAUAUCGUUGUGAAUGGUCAACAGCUUGGUAUCGGACCAUUUGUAAUGGAGGUUUUGGAACCACCAAAAAUUGCUCGCAUUCCAUCGACUAUUCUUGCUGGCAAAGAGAUUAUCUUUGAGUUGGAUAUAAGUAAUGUCGCACGGAGAAAUGUGAAAGUGGAAGUUAAGAAUGCCAAAAAUGAAUUGGUACCAGCAAAAACAGAAAUUGGAAAUGAUGGAAUUGUUCGAGCCUUUUGCACAUUUCAUGAUGUAGGCCGUUAUUCUGUGGAUGUUUUUAUCAAUGAAAUGCCUUAUGGUGAACGACAGUAUAUUCGGGUCAUUCAAAGUGGUCGCGGUGCUGUACUCGUUGAUGAGAUUGAACAAGCUUUAGUUGGUUGGUCAUCCAAACUAAUUAUACGAACUGAACCUGGUGCCGGAAAGCACUUAUCUGUUGUCAUCGUUGAUCCAGAACGAAAUCCAGUUCCGACAUCACUGAAGAAGUUACCGGAUGAAAUAUUCGAAGUGGAAUUCAUACCACGAACAGAAGGUGUUCAUAAUAUAUCAGUGCUGGUAGGCGAUGAGCAUAUUCGAGGAAGUCCUUUCAAAAUUGCUGUAUUGGAUUUAAGCGCUGUACGUGUGAUCGGCCUAAAAAAUGAUCGUGUUGGCAUCGAACAAUGUUUCAAUGUGGAUUGGUCAAAUUCGGGUGGUACAAAUGCAGCAGUACGAGUAACAUAUGGUGGUAAAGAGGUAUCAUGCACCAUGAAACGUAUCAAAAAAGGUUUACACAUGUGCUCAUUUAUUCCACGACAAGUUGGACUUCAUCUGAUAGAUGUGUUGAUCGAUGAAAUGCUUCUACCGGAAUGUCCAUAUGAAUGUGUCAUAAGUGAUGCUGGAUCAGUACGAGCAUGUGGUGAUGCACUGACACGUGCACAACGUGGCAAAACGGCACGUUUUGAAGUUUCAUUAAAUGACACCGAACGUGGUGAACUGGAUGUAGUGGUUUCAGAUUCGCGAGGUCGACCAUUACCAGUCCGAUGUUAUAAACAACAUGAUGAUAGUUAUUGGGUGGAAUUUGCACCUGAAAAUAUCGGUCUUCAUCAAAUUGAAAUAACAUUCGCUGAUACACCAAUAACUGGUAGUCCAUUUAAAUGCAUUGUGGUUGAUCCACGGAAAGUUUUUAUUAAAGGUAUCAGUGAGCCAUUCAUUGUCAAACAACCUGCAUUAAUUACCGUGAAUCGUCAGCUAGCAGGUGGCGGUGAUUUAACCGUAGAAUUAAUUGAUCCAUCUAAUGAACCAGUUCGAUUAGAUAUGCAAACAACCCCUGAUGGUGAUGAUAUCUUCGAAUUUACCCCAACAAAAAUUGGUCAAUAUAAAUUGUCGACAAAAUUGGCUGGUUUUCUUGUUAAUGGAACACCACACACAUUGAUUGUUGAGGAGCAUGGUAAGCCUGUUUUACGCGGAUCCGCCACUGAACAUCCUGUUGAAGUGGAUCGUCCAACAAGCAUUAUUUUUGAUGCUAAAAAUGUAAAAGGAAAUCUAAAAAUCGAUGUACGAGGACCGAAAAAAACGAAAGUUCGGCAUUCAGCAAACAAAAAUGCAGACGGAACAACGGAAAUUUCAUUUACGCCAACAGAAGUAGGCCGUUAUUUAGUAAGCAUUGAGCAUAACAGUCGAACCAUUCCGGGAAGUCCAUUCGAGAUCGAAGUUGUUGAUCCACGGAAAGUAAUUGUGAAUGAUAAUUUGGCCGAUGAACAUGGAAUAUAUCAGUUCGCAGUACAGCAAAGAAACGUCAUUGAUGUUGAUGCUACAGCCGCCGGAUCUGGUAAACUUCGAGCAGAAGUUCGUGAUUGGGACGGCAAACCAGUGGGUGGUUGCGAUGUCGAGUCACUCGGUUAUGGCAAAUAUCGUGUAACAUAUUAUCCGCAGCAAUCCGGAAAAUACGGCAUCUACCUUUACUGGUCUGAUAUGGCAGUUCAAAAGGCGCAACCACUGCACGUGAUUGCUGAAGGUGAACAACCUUCAACCUCACGUGCCAUUCCGCUUACAAAUACUGCUAUGGCAACAUCACACAAUACCAUAAGAUCUCGAUCUGAGGAUCAUCAAUCUCAUGGAAGAAGCGGAACGGACUAUUUGAGAGUUGUAUUGCGAGGUGAGGGUUUAACACGGGCUACCAAUAAUGAACAAGCGGAAUUUAUCAUCGAUGGAUCAGAUGUCGCUGGAGAUGAUGGACAAAUAUCGUGUUCAUUGUUUGGACAAAAAGCAGAUAUCCCGGUACGCUUAACUCAUCUGGGAAAUAACGUUUAUAAAGCUGUCUAUACACCACUAAUAUCUGGUAUCUAUGAAUUACAGGUAUUAUGGGAUGGACAUCAUGUUCGUGGUUCACCUUUUCGAGUGCAAGUUGAUUUGCAUUCUAGUGCUGCAGAUGCUAUCGUUAUCGAUGCAAAUACACUGAAAAUGGGAAUUGUUAAUGAGGAUGUGAAAACUGUUAUUGAUACGAGAAAAGCAGGAGCAGGCUUGAUUUUUUUUGUUCUUCUUUAA
Molecule: messenger RNA, 6476 nt
Organism: Acanthocheilonema viteae
Lineage: Eukaryota; Metazoa; Nematoda; Chromadorea; Rhabditida; Onchocercidae
Source: the annotation of a GenBank genome assembly